GGUAGUGGAGAAUCUGGGAAAUCGACGAUUGUCAAACAAAUGAAGAUUAUCCAUCAAAGUGGAUAUACAAGAGACGAACUCUAUACGUGGCGCGCUACCGUAUACCGCAACGUAAUGGAGUCAGCACAAGUAUUGGUUUCGGCUGUAGCAAAGUUUGAAUAUGAAUACGAAAACUCAAAGAAUAAGAAGCAUGCAGAGCUCAUUGCAGAGUACGAUCUGGCUGGGCCAGAUAACACCGAACGACCGCUUGAUCCUAGCCUCGUGGAAGCUGUAGCCAGUAUAUGGAAAGACGGUGUUAUUGGGCGGUUACUAGAUCAAGAAGCAAGUCAAUUUUACUUGAUGGAUUCUGCGCCUUACUUUUUUGAUGAAGUAAAACGUAUCGGACGGCCUGAUUAUGUUCCCAAUGUUCAAGAUGUCCUACGAGCACGGUCCAAAACAACUGGUAUUACAGAAACAAGGUUUAAAAUGGGUCAGAUGAGCAUUCACAUGUUUGAUGUAGGCGGUCAACGAUCAGAACGAAAAAAAUGGAUUCAUUGUUUCGAAGCAGUAACAUCCAUCAUCUUUUGCGUCGCGUUGAGUGAAUAUGAUCAAGUAUUAUUGGAGGAGUCCCGGCAGAAUCGAAUGAUGGAAAGCUUAGUAUUAUUUGAAUCCAUCGUCAACAGUCGAUGGUUUUUACGAACUUCAAUUAUAUUGUUUUUGAACAAAAUCGAUGUGUUUCGAACAAAGCUUCCAAAGGUUUCUUUGGAACGCUAUUUUCCUGAUUAUGGAGGCGGACAAGAUCCUGCGAAAGCUGCAAAGUAUAUUCUAUGGCGAUUCACACAGACAAACCGUGCCAAGCUCAAUAUAUACCCGCAUUUGACACAAGCAACGGAUACGUCCAAUAUACGCUUGGUAUUUGCAGCAAUCAAGGAAACUAUCUUGCAGAAUGCGUUGAAAGACUCAGGCAUUCUGUAG
This is a messenger RNA of Zychaea mexicana, 954 nucleotides long. Its product is annotated as guanine nucleotide binding protein, alpha subunit. NCBI's taxonomy places the organism in Eukaryota, Fungi, Mucoromycota, Mucoromycetes, Mucorales, Lichtheimiaceae. The annotation marks the transcript as partial. Gene Ontology annotation, cellular component: heterotrimeric G-protein complex. The record is from RefSeq and is a predicted model, not a curated record. Gene Ontology annotation, biological process: adenylate cyclase-activating G protein-coupled receptor signaling pathway. The transcript has 8 exons. Gene Ontology annotation, molecular function: GTP binding; GTPase activity; G protein-coupled receptor binding.